AUAAUUCGUAAUAUUUAAGCUUAAGAGCAUUAAUAAAAUAUUUCAUUAUUUAAAAUCUAAAUGUGAAAACGUAGACAGUUUGUGAAUGUUGAAAAUCGAAGAAAAGUUACCAAGUAUUUCAUAGAAAGAGGUGCGAACUAGCUGGAAUGCAAAGUGCAGCAGAGGCAACGUUCGGCAGUGGGUCCCAAACCCCCACCUCAAAUUAUACGAGUAGAGAUUACUUGGUCGGUCGGUUAAUGUGUUGCGAAAAAGUCGAAUAAUUGCGAGAGGAGUGGCGGCUACUGCGUAUGGAUGAGCUAGUUACGCGCAAAACGCAUACAAUUGAAGGACAGAAUGUUGGCUGCCAUUCUCAAAAGAAAAGUUGCAAGAAUAAAACUAAUAGACUAAGGCAGGCAGCAAUAAUAACCGAGUAAUCACGACGCAAAAUAAUCAAUACACUAAAAGCAUUAUGAGCGAAAAGGAAGUUGUAAAAAAAUUAUUUUGAUAUAAAAUGAAAUUUGAAAAAGAAUUGUAUUUUUGGUUUGUAAAGGAAAGAGAAAAAAUAAACGAGAAAGUGGUGGACAACAUAAUACAGAAAGUAGAAGUGAAAUAAUUAGGAUACGAUCAAAAUUGCGGAGUGUAAAUCGAAAGGUGACUAUAAAGAUACGUAGGAAACAAAGCAAUUCGAAUCACAAGUGAAAGAGAAAAACGAAAAAAUAACAAACAGAAAAAGCACCGGAAAAGAGGCAUAUGAAAGUUUAAAUACAGUGAAGUGAAAAGAAGAAAUAUGAUAAAGCAAAAUUGUGAAGAAAAGCUGUUAUGUGCAAUAAAGGUGCUGGCUCAGUAAACGAAGCAAAACGAUAGUAGUAGAUAGACUGAAGUUAUUUUUUUGUUUUUAUAUUACAUUGUGUGUGUGAGAAAUUAAAGAAAGAAGCAAAGUAAAUAAAAGCAAAUGUGCAAGAAAGCAGAAAAGUUGAUUAAAUCGAGCAAAUUCAACUCUAAACGACGAAAGUAACUAAAAACAUAUAAAUAUUAAUGCCGACAAAUACAAUAUACAAGAUCAGAGAUAUUAUUACAGAGUUUGAAAAGAAAACCAAAGUGUGCUUAGUGCUUGUGAACAUCAAUUCACAUUCAAUGCGCCUUAGUGCAUAUUUUUGAUGCUUCCUGACGAGAGAUAUAAGUAUGUAUAUGUAAUAAAAACGAAGCAAAAUAUAAACAUAAAUUUAAAACGUAACAAUCGUUAGUUUGCGCUUAAAUUUAUUUCACCCUUGCACUACCAGUUUGCCAAUUUCUAGGCGGGUUUGUCAGAAAGACAAACUGCCUCUAAUUGACUGCCAAACAGUCUAAUAGGCCAGGCGGUCGGCUCAAUAAAUUGAGGAAGAGAUUGAGGAAUCAAUUCAUAUUGUUGACAAAGUAAGGUCGAUCAAUUUGAAAUUUAAAAUAUCUACUAGUAACAACAACAACGAUUACAAAAUUUGACUAGCUGUAAUAACAAAUAGUAAAAACAAAAAAAUAUUCAAAAUGUCUUCUUUGGACGUGCGCAACAACUCGGCGGUGAUGAAGCGGGCGGAGCAACUUAAGCGUUGGGAAGAGUCAGACACAAAUCGUCAACCUCCAACACCACGUCCCGAACGUGGACGCAAAAUAAAAUUCUCUUCAGGUUGUGUCUUUCUUGCAGCCUGUAUGUCUGGCGAUAAGGAGGAAGUGCUAAAGCUAUUGGAAAGUGGUGCUGACAUAAAUACAGCCAAUGUUGAUGGAUUAACUGCCCUACAUCAGGCUUGCAUUGAUGAUAAUCUAGAAAUGGUUGAAUUUCUAAUCGAACAUGGCGCUGAUAUAAACAGACAAGAUAAUGAAGGCUGGACGCCGCUGCAUGCCACCGCCUCAUGCGGCUUCGUGAGCAUAGCCCGCUAUUUGGUGGAGCAUGGCGCCGAUCCGGCCGCUGUAAAUAGCGACGGUGACUUGGCCGUGGACUUGGCUGUCGAUAUACAACAUUUGGCGAUGAUGGAUUUCAUGCAAAAGGUGAUGACUGAACACAAUAUCGACUGCGAGAAGGCGCGACAGGCGGAGGAGCAGCUAAUGCUGAGUGAUGCCAAGAAAUGGUUGCGCAGCGAUGCGUCCGAAGUGGAUCGGCCGCAUCCGAAAACAGGUGCCACAGCGCUGCACGUAGCCGCAGCAAAGGGCUAUACAAAGGUUAUAAGUUUACUACUCGCCGGUCGCGCUAAUGUUGAUAAACAGGACAAUGACGGCUGGACGCCGUUGCAUGCUGCAUCACAUUGGGGCCAAAAGGAGGCCGCCGAUAUGUUGGUCAAUGCCAUGGCCGAUAUGGAUAUACGCAAUUAUGCCGGUCAGACGUGCAUCGAUGUGGCCGAUCGUAAAAUGGCGAAAUUCUUGGAGGAAUUGCGUAGCACCAGCAACAAACGUGUCAAACGUCGUCCUUCUAGUCAAAUCAGAAUCUCAGAUAAAAUUGAAAAUCACAUUGAUAAUACGCCAACGAAAAUCAUACGAGUGGAAGUGAAAUCGGAUCAGUCAAAGGAUCAAGCGAAUGCUUCCAUAACCGAAAAUGAACUGCCAAUGAUUGAUAGUAGUGAUCAGCUGGAGCCUCAUAAUCUGGCGCGUAUAGCAGAGUAUGAUGAAACUGACUCUGAACUCACCGACUCAACAGAGAGCUCACACUCGACCAGCCUAUCUGAACCUGAAGAUGAGAAAUCAAAACAAUCGCAUGAAACUGUCAAACCAUCCGCCGUUGCUACAACAGACAACCAAACGGUUGAGGAUGAAGCGCCAUGGCGACGCAACAGCUUGGCAAGAGCGCGCACACAAAAUGAAAGUCCAACGAAAAUUCAAGUUCCUGAAAAAGAUGUUAGUAAAACUAACAACACCACAGAGACAUCAGAUGUUAUUUUAAGACGCACUCAGAGCUUCGAGCAUGACGAGAAAUUCUAUCAAAAAUAUCAUGAGCUGCGCGCACGCAUAAAAGCCAAUUCAUGCCCCAUAUUGCCGGCCAAGCAACAACAACUCAAUAAUAGUAACAACAGUAGUAACAGUAAUAGCCAAAAUAACAAUAGCAACAGUAGCAAUAGCAAUAACAACAUCAACAAUAAUAGCAAUAACAGUAACAAUAUUAAUAACAGUAAAAGUAACAUCAACACCAACAUUAUCAAUAAUCCCACAAGCGCAUUAGGCAACGUUUACACGCCCAUUCCAAAUUAUUCGGUACAAAGAUCGGCAUCACUCAAAGAUCAUAGAAAUUACAGAACCAUUUCGACGAACACGUCGUCCACAUCGAUAACGGCGGCGUACACAACAAGCACACCAACAACAGCUGAUUCGACUACGUCAAUAACGACAACCGGCAGCACCACCACCACACCGUCGACAACUACAACUACGACACCGAUACGCAGAUCCUUUGUGCCACCCGUGCGUGACGAGGAGAGCGAAACCCAGCGCAAGGCACACGCCAAACGCGUGCGUGAGACGCGUCGCUCCACACAAGGCGUCACGUUGGACGAAAUCAAGAGCGCCGAAGAGUUGGUCAAGAAGAAAAACUCAAAUAUGAACAACAACAAUAACAGCAGCAGCAAUGAAACGCAAGUAGCCACAGCAAUAGCAGGAACAAUACCAACAACAUCCGAACAACAAGAAGUUGAAGCUAUUGAGCCGCCACACACGGAACCGUCAGUAGCUGCCACACAAACGCUGCCAACCACAGAAACGCCGCUCGCGUCGCAGAGCCAAAUCGCGGAUGGCGAUGAAACAACGAUCGCAGAGCAACAAGCCAGUCGUGCAGAUUGCACGCCAGCAGAGGAGAGUGAUAGGGAGGAGGAGGAAGAGAAAGAGUGUGAUCAGCAGGAUGAUGAAGCUGCUGUGGACAAUGAUGGCGAGGAUGUUUCCGCCUCUUUCACAAUUGUGGCGCCAACUAGAAAGAAUUCUAGUACGAAGGCAACAAUGCUAGAUGAUACCACAACGGAUGAUGCCACAACCACCGAUGAUAACGAUGAAGAGGUGAGUGCCACAUACACGUUGACACCGCGUCAUUCGUUUGUCGGCAGCGCUGCACCCACCGAAACUGUGGAAACGACGAUAGUGGUCACGCCACCGGAAAUCAUAAUCAAUGAAAGUGAUUUAGAUAGCGAAACGGUACGAAAAAAAGCCGAGACAUAUGAAAUGGAGGAUGAAAAUGUGCCUGAGAAUGCGAACAAGCUUGAGAUUGAUGUCGACGUUAAGAAUGAGAAUGCGGAUGAGUCAAGCGAGUCUGAACAGCAGAACGAGAACGAAGAGGCGACAGAAAUAGCAAAUUUAAGCAAGGUCGAAGAUGUGCAGGCCGUGCUAGAGGCGGACGAUGAAGAAGAAUUGCUAGAAGAGAAGGCGGUGGACGCCGAAGAGGAGGUGGAAUCAGAUGAUAGUGAAAUUGUUGAAAUUAACGAGUUUGAAAAUGAAAAGACUGAAAGCUCUGCCACCAAAGAGUUGGCUACUAAUGAAAUAAGCGCUCCUAAAUCACACAUAUCCACGGGCAACAGCUCAGUCGAGUUACCGUCAGUUACACAAACUGAACGUGCACGCCAUAACACAUUAAUUCCAUUGCCGCUGGUUGGCGUGGCGUCAACUAGUGUGGCGCAUGCCACAGAUGCUACACCGGCCACGCCCACCAGCACGAGCGCGAAUACGCCCACACUCGAAAGUCCUGUGCGCUUGCGCGACAAGCGUAUACCUUACGACCCGGACAGCAACAAUGCCUUAACGUUAGCCGAACGCCUACGUUACGAAGCGAGCAAAUACAGCGCUGUCGGCGAUAGUGACGAAUCGUCGUCAUCGUCGACGGUCGUUAGUAAAACACGUUCACUACCACCAGCGUCGCUGGCAAGUGAUGCCGAUGCCAUCAAUGAGCUAUCAACAAAUUACGGUAAAAUUUCACUCAGCAGUCGUCGCAGCUUGGACUCAUCCUCACUGUCAUUGCACGGCAACAACGAGAGCCAAGCAGCUCAGGCGUCAUCUAAUGACACCCAAACCUUACAAAGUGCUAUCAGUAGUAUUAGUAGUUGUAGUAGCGGUAGCGGUACAGCGUUUGUGGCAACUACAACAACAGCGACGGCGCCGAGCAGCAGCAACAGUAGCAAUAAUAGUACAAUGGCUGAGCGACGUCCUUCUUGGCGUUUGAAAUUCGAUGCUGGCUGUAAGUUCAAAUUGGAAGAUGCAUCGAGUGGGAAUACAUUUCCGCCAAAUAACAGCACAAUUAUACCGAGCGCGCCAGCUGUUAUUGCCGCUGCCAAUUUAUCGUCAACCAUAUCACAACGGCGCAUCAACAGUAAUUCAUUGAACUCGUCGAAUCAGUCGUUGAACUCAAUUGGACGACCUGUGUCCGCACCAGUCAAUGCCACCACAUCCACCACAUUACUCAGCAAUGAUACUCACAGCGAGGGUGUUAGCAUUUUCGGCCGACGACUCACCGGUGGCAGCACCAAUAGCACUUAUAGCAGCAGCGCCACAACCCCAGCAGCUACCACGACAACGUCUACUGCAUCCACAACAACAGCUAACGUCACAGCCGCCACGGCUAAUUCGGCGUCUAAAACUAACGACGAUAAAGAUAAUGACAAAGAAAAUGAUAACCGCAAUUUGGCUGCUCAAUCGGCUAUACAACGAAGAAGGAAACCAAAACGAAGAUCCACCGGCGUUGUGCAUAUCGAUAUGGAUGAGCUCGAUCCAGAGCGGCAAGAUUCAGCAAACGAUGCGGAAGAGAAAGAUAAGGAGAAAGAGAGUGGCGGUGAGCGCGGCGCAUCGCGUUCACGUUUGAGCAGCACCACUAAUGCCAACACCAACGCAAACUCCACGACAGACGAGAAUAAAGCACGUGAUAGGUCAGAGAAUGGCGAAGCCAUCGACUACAAGGCUCUAUGGGAGGCUGUAAAAUUGGAGAACGACAAGCUCAAACAGCAGCUUAAGAAGAAAGAUGAUGAAAUCGUACAAAGUAGAGCAACACUCGAAAGAUUUACAAACGCAACAACUAAAAACUCACUCUCAGAGCUUGAAAAACGCGAAAGGAGAGCAAUGGAACGCAAACUUUCCGAAAUGGAAGAAGAGUUAAAGCAAUUGGAAGUUUACAAAACGGAGAAUCAACGCCUUAAAGAGGAAAACGGAGCGCUAAUUAGAGUAAUUAGUAAAUUAAGUAAAUGAAAUUAAUUUUAAAUUAAAUUUACAGAGUUACAAUGCAAAUUUAAUGUUAAUUUGAAAAGAACAAAUAACAAAAAAAAAAAAAAAAAACAACAACAAAAAUCCUAAAAACCAACUGACUUCGUUAUGGAACGUGUAGAAAACCGUUAUUAUUUUCUAAAAUACAAGCAAAAACAAAAAAUACAAAAUACUACAUAAAGCAGCAGCAUAGCGAAAUGUUCUUACUACGUACGAGUGUAUUUUAAAAUGAAAACAAAAAAACACAAAAACAACAACAAAUGUAGCUGCGCCUGUAGAAAAAUUUGUGCUUGUGUAUGUGCCGCUUUGGCUGCAGCAUAAUUUUGAUUGUAAAUUAAUUAGAAGGAAAAAUGCAAAAAUGCAAAAACAAAAACAAAAACACUAAAAUGUUUUAUUACACUUUAUGACUGUUUUAAGUUUUAUUAUUAGCCUAGUGUCCAACCACUGCGUUAAAAUAUUAUCAAAUAUACAUAAAUAUAUAUAUAUAUAAAACAAAAUAUACGUACACAUAUACAUACAUAUAUAUUAAUUGUUUGGAGUUUUUAAGAGCGUUUAGGCGAUAGUACACCACACACACAUAUACAUGCAUAUAUAUAAAGAAAGAAACAGUUAAACAUGCAUACAUACAUAAAACAAUCACACGGAACAUACACUACAAAAAAUAUAAAAAAAUUAAGAAAACAUGUUUAGCAUAUUAAUAUUAAAUUUACAAAACGGACCUAUACAAAAACAAAAAACAAAAAUAAAAUAAUAUACAUGCAUACAUGCAUACACACUUGUUUAAAAACUAUCGAUAUAUGUGUAUGUAAUAUUAAAAAAACAAUAACUAUGUUAACACUAUGACUUAGCGCUUACGGUAAUAACACCCACACACACACACGCAUACACAAACCAAUUCAAAUGUAACAUUAUACUAUAUACAUAAACAUACUAUAUAUAUUAGAUUCAGUGAUCAACGGAAUUUCAAUAUUUCAAAUUAAAUCAUUUUUAAUGUUUUCAUAAUAAAAAAAAUAAAUCAGUUGUUAAUUUAUUAUACGCAUUUGUGUGAAUAAUUAAAGAAAAAAAAUAAAAUAAUUAUUUAUAAACACCGAAACAUACAUACGUGCAUAUUCAUUGCAUUAUUUGCAUACCACCAACAUUGCUGCGUACAUCAAUGACUAUUUAAUAGCAUACAUAAAUAAAUACACACUUACACACAUACAACACAGAAAUAAAAAGUAAAAACAAAAUAUAUAUUUUUCAUAUUUAUUAAAAGUCUAAAUAAUGAAUAUUAGCAAUAUAUACACUUACAUAGAUGUUUACAUUCGUAACUAGGUUCUUGGAAAACAAACAUUUUCAACGGAUCGGCAGUGAAGGGCGCAAUUGUAGGGUGCGAUGUUAACGGAAUUUUAACAGCUCGAUUGAAAUGGAAUUUGGAAGAUCGGGUUUUUAAAUUAAAAAAAAAAUUAUUAUUUUUUUUUUGAGAAUAAUAAAAAAAAUUUACGCUAAACGUUUAACGGUUAAUUUGAAUUCUAAUCAGCUGAAAGCUCAGUUAGUUUUUAAAUAAAAAAUUAAUUUAAUUUUAUCAGCGCGAAUAAGAAUGGAAUAUGAAAGCUCAUUUUUAUCAAAUUAUUUAUACAGAUUUUACUGAUUAAAUUAAAUUUUUGCAUUUUUUUUUUUAAAUCAAACUAAUUUUUUUUAUGCCUCCGAUAACUCUGAGAGCUUAAACUAAUAUUUUACAAUUUUUUGUUUUUUCUGCAAACAGAGCUGAUAAAUAUUUCAUAAUCUUGUACCCAUCGCGUCUUUCAUUUUCUAGUUUUGAGCAUUUCACUAAAAAAAAGUAAUAAGAAACUGCUCCGCAUUGCCGAAACUGAAAUGUUGUAGUAUUAGUGUAAAGUAUGAGUAGUUAAACUAAAUUUUUCAAAAAAAAAAAAAAAAAAAAAUCAAAAUAAAUAAAAAUUAAAUUUAAAAUCAAACAAAA
Molecule: messenger RNA, 8128 nt
Organism: Bactrocera neohumeralis
Lineage: Eukaryota; Metazoa; Arthropoda; Insecta; Diptera; Tephritidae
Gene: Mbs
Product: protein phosphatase 1 regulatory subunit 12A
Exons: 21
Coding region: 1501-6153 (1550 amino acids)
Cellular component (GO): cytoplasm
Molecular function (GO): protein kinase binding; phosphatase regulator activity; enzyme inhibitor activity
Source: RefSeq, a predicted model, not a curated record